Molecule: messenger RNA, 951 nt
Organism: Aspergillus tanneri
Lineage: Eukaryota; Fungi; Ascomycota; Eurotiomycetes; Eurotiales; Aspergillaceae
Product: DUF3632 domain-containing protein
Exons: 4
Coding region: 1-951 (316 amino acids)
Source: RefSeq, a predicted model, not a curated record
AUGGCGACUCUUCCUCUUCAGCUCAAGUGCAAAUCGAACACCGCAAACGAUGUCUUCAAUAUCCUAGGUGACUUUGUGCAACCAACCAGCUCCACCACCCCAGCCGCCAUCGCAGAGAGCAUCGAUCGUUUGAAGCCAUCGCUCCCCGGGAACGACCUGGAGAGCUUUCUCUGGGAAACAUGGGUAGUAUUUAUCACCGUUGCAGAACAAAUCCCGCACGACCAUUGCUCGCAAGAUCGUCUGGUUGAGGUGAUUGACGCUCUCACGCAGCUGCCCUCGACAACGGUGCAGAUAUGGGGUUCGGACAUCUGUGUUUGGAAAGAUCUCCCGCUACUAGGAGCGACCAUGAGAGAGUCCUGGAGGGGCCCAACACCUGAUAACUCCUACGCUGUACAAGAAGAUGCCGAGAAGUGCGUGAACCUGAACUCAUUUGCGGCUCGUUUAUUGAAACUUGACUCGAUCUCAUGGUUCAACUUUGCUAUCUGGACGCUAAGGUCUGCUCUGGAACAAAAUCCGCCAGAGGCAGAGCUCGGGACUUACGUUAAUGCCGCCGCAGAGUGGAUCAAGUACAGCGGAAAAGUCCUAUUUGAUAUGGCAGAAGCAUCAGGAGGCGAGAAUGAAGAUCGGAUACUAUCUGCCGGGGCGCUCUACUUGGGACCGUCCAAACUGUGUUUGGAGCGAUGGGCGUUCUGGAAGCAGCGUCUGAAUCGAAUUAGUGAGGUCCCGGGGCAAAUAGGAUCCUGUUGCAGCUAUCUGUUCAUCAACAAGAGUGAUCAGGACCAAAGCACAAACUCCCGUCUUGAUGCCUACCAAGCAAAUCGAAAUACAGUGUUGACGCAAGAAAUAGAUCAACACCUCGUGAAUCCCACAGCCCAGGUGUUUCCUGAUUUACAAGUACUCAGGUCUAUUUCCUAUGACAUCAAGACUUACGCCGCAUACCAGGUUUUGUAA